This is a messenger RNA of Tripterygium wilfordii, 1867 nucleotides long. Its product is annotated as common plant regulatory factor 1-like. The transcript has 12 exons. Gene Ontology annotation, biological process: regulation of DNA-templated transcription. Gene Ontology annotation, cellular component: nucleus. Gene Ontology annotation, molecular function: sequence-specific DNA binding; DNA-binding transcription factor activity. Lineage: Eukaryota; Viridiplantae; Streptophyta; Magnoliopsida; Celastrales; Celastraceae. The record is from RefSeq and is a predicted model, not a curated record. The coding region runs from base 270 to 1487 and encodes 405 amino acids.
CCUACCUUCCUGUUAAACCUUUUCUAUUCUGAGACACGUGUUUCGUGACGUGGAUUGUUGCCUUCUCACCUUCUUCCUCCCAUCCGUCUCAGCAAACGGCAACUUCUCCCUCGCCGAGCAUAUGAAGUGAGUAUUGAGCUUUUCUAUUGCGAUUCUGGGACGGGUUGAGACUCCACGCAGUUGAAGGUGAUUAGAUUGUUCUGACAUUGAAGCAUAAAGAAAAAUUAUUGAUCAUCUCUGAAGUAAUUGUUCAGAGUUGGAUUCCGACCAUGGGAAACAAUGAAGAAGUGAAAUCUUCUAAGUUUGAUAAAUCUUCAUCAACUGCACCAUCGGAUCAGACCAAUAUUCAUGUAUACCCUGAUUGGGCAGCCAUGCAGGCUUAUUAUAGACCCGGAGUUGCUCUUCCACCAUAUUACAACUCAACUUUGGCGGCGGGUCAUGCUCCUCACCCUUAUAUGUGGGGCCCACCUCAGCCCAUGAUGCCAACUUAUGGGGGCCCUUAUGCUGCAAUUUACUCACCCGGAGGAGUUUAUGCACAUCCUGCAGUUCCUCUUGCCACAGCACCGUCAAGUGUAGAGACUCCUUCAAAGUCAUUAGGAAAGGCAGAUCAUGGGUUGAUGAAAAAGUUGAAAGGAUUUGAUGGGCUUGCAAUGUCAAUAGGCAAUGAAAAUGCUGAGAAUGCUGAGGCUAGUUCUGAAUGUACGCGGUCACUAAGUGCAGAGGCUGAAGGUUCUUUUGUCGCGAACUCUGAUAGGUCCGAUCAAAUCAGAAGGAGAAGAAGCAGGAAGGGAAAACCCGUCUCAGGUGCAAAAGGAAAAACUGAAACACAGACUAGUCCGGAAACUCCAGCUUAUGAUGGGGAGAUGCAUGCUGCUUCAGACAAAGUGUUAGGUGAUACUAUUCCUGGGAAAUCUGUUGGACCUCCUUGUUCUGGUAUUACAACCACAUUGGAGAUCAGGAACCCUGCAAACACGAAUGCUGAGACAAGCCCUGCUAAUGUUCCACAAUUUGGUGUACUGUCUCCUUCUGAAACCUGGCCACGGAAUGAACGGGAGCUGAAGCGGGAGAGGAGGAAACAAUCCAAUCGAGAAUCUGCUAGAAGGUCAAGGUUAAGGAAGCAGGCUGAAGCUGACGAACUUGGACAUAAGGUUGAAUUAUUGACUGCUGAGAAUAGGGCACUGAAAUCUGAAGUUGAUCAAUUAAUGGGGAAGUCAGAAAAGCUGAGGACAAAAAAUGCUAUGUUAUUGGUGAAGCUAAAGAAUGCCCAUCUAGGAAAGCCUCAAGAAAUGGACUUGAAAAACAGUGAUGACAAGAGGGCCAUGCCUGUUAGUACUGAGAACCUUUUGUCAAGAGUUAACAAUUCAGGUUCUGCAGAAAGAGGCAGAGGGGCAGAGUGUGAUGAGUAUGAGAACGACUCAAAAUCUGGCACCAAGCUGCAUCACCUGUUGGAUGCAAACCGCAGGGCUGAUGCUGUUGUUGCUGGCUGAAUAAAGGUGGAAGCAACAUCUUUUCAAAGUAUUUGUUGUAAUUUUGGCGUAAUUGAAAGCCCAAAAUUACUGCUAACUUAUAGCGGAGGGAUGGAUCAGCUGAAUAGGGAUUUGUUUCCAUCCCUGUAACUUAAAAAUUUCACUUCUUAGUUAGGUUUUUCAAGGCAGCACACUGAUGUAUCGAAUUCAGAAUGCUGAAAUGGCCGCGAAAGUUUAUAUGUGCAUUGAAUAGAAUUAAGGGUUUCUGUAAGGAGAAUAGAAUUAAGGGUUUGGUAGAGGGAAGAUCUUGCGACUUUGUUUCUUGUACUGGUUGAAGCAAUGUGGACUUUUUUGCUGUAUAUGAAUGGAACAAUUAUGUUUCAUUGGAUGUAGUUUAUCCA